Haplochromis burtoni (Burton's mouthbrooder) is the source of this 12450-nucleotide messenger RNA. It is a transcript of the gene uckl1b, whose product is annotated as uridine-cytidine kinase 1-like 1b. The transcript is spliced from 14 exons. Gene Ontology annotation, cellular component: cytoplasm. The coding region runs from base 4920 to 6659 and encodes 579 amino acids. Lineage: Eukaryota; Metazoa; Chordata; Actinopteri; Cichliformes; Cichlidae. Gene Ontology annotation, molecular function: kinase activity; ATP binding. The record is from RefSeq and is a predicted model, not a curated record.
AGUUUGUAGAUUGCUUCGGAAACCUUUGGUAUUAUAGUACAUUAUUAUGACGUUACUGGAUGCAUUUUUUUUUCAUCUUAUCCUGGCAGUUGGGUUAAGCAUCUUUACGGAAACACGACCUGUUACACUGUACGUCCCAGUGGUACAGUAAUUAAUAUAUAAUACGCCUGAUAAAUGUAACAGCAGUCUAGAAGUUACAGUAUAAUUAUUAGUUUAUUAUAAAUAUAAUAAACCCGAGGCCUGCUUUUUGAGUCUCUCGUUUUGUCCACUCUCUCUCCCUCUCUUUGGCUUUACGAUCUGUCAUCUUAUUUUACACGAGGUUGCCUCGUAGCUUUACUUCAUUGUAAUCUUCUGAAGCGAAGAAAUCACAUCAAACACGUCUUUACCAAGCAGCCACUGUUAACUGAAACAUGCUCACCUAUUUUAACGUGUAAUGGGAAUCGCUAGAGAGAAUUGGAGAGCUAGCUUAAAGCAGAGAAAGUGGACUAAGAGAGCUUUCUUUUAGCAGAGGUGGAAAGCACGCGCCUUGGUGUUUUCUGGAGGUACUGCGGCGUGAGUAAAGCGGGUAUUUCUGGCAAAUGUCAUCUUCCUAUGGGAUAUAUAAGGUAACGGAACAGAAUAACAUUUGGGUUAGGUGACUAAGACUCAAGCUGAAGCACUUGGUCCAGUUGUUUGUCAGCUGCUGGUCUGCCUUAGAUGUUCAAUACCUCGUUAUUCCACAAGAGGGCGGUAUCGUAUUGGUGUGUCCGCUGAGAGAAGUUCCUGCUCUUCUAGACGUCAACCUUAGUGGCUCGCAGGCUUUAAAGUUAUACUCACAUUAUUAAAUGUAUGACCGCUGAUAUUAAUAUAGUUGUAUGACAGAACUCAGUUGGUCACUAAACUAUAACCUAACACAGAGGCACCAUAAACUGUUAAUUGAGGCAGUACCGGGCCAGUCAAGAGCUCUGCAAGGCAAAGGUUCUAUGCACUGCAACCUCCCUUUAUCACUGAAUAUAUUUGAUUUUUUUAAAAUUAGUAAGUAAAGUCAGCAUUACAUGCUGUUACUAAUACGUUUAGCUUAUAUUAUAGUGUGUUUACAGUAUUAGUUUUAUGUUAAGUGUUAUUGCAGCCGAGACUUUGUAAGCCUCCUGUGCAUCACUGUCGCCAUAGCGAGAUGGCUGAAUGUUUGGCAUAGAAACCAGUUCAGGCUUCUUGUUUCGAUGUGGCUUUCUUGCUCUGCAGCUGUCCUCUCGAUGAAGAUUAAAGCGACAGUGACACUACCAAACCAUUACAGUUCAGAUUAGAGGAGAACACUCAAUUCUCUUUCCCCUGUUGGUCCCCUGUAUAAUAUAAAAAAGUGAAUAAAGAGAAAUGAAGUCUGGUCAGAAUCCAUGUUCCAAAAUAUUUGGAAAAGCUUUCAUGUUGCUUUGUAUUAUAUCUAGUAGCUUCUCUAAGCUGCUUGAUUGUUUUUCUGUGCACUGAAAAGCAAUUAGUCCAUCUCCUCUGAACUCUGAGCAUAAUGAUUUGUUUGUCUGUACAAGUUGUGGCUAGGGAGGAGUGGAAUGGCGUGCAUGUGUGUGUGUGUCUGUGUGCGUUUCCCAGGGCUGUUCCCCAGACCGUCAGCUGAUAGAGCAGCAGUGGUAGUGUUGGGUUUCAUCAUGCUGUUUAUUCCCCAGUCUUCACUGUGAGUGAAAACAGGGAGGGGACUUUGCUCUUCGGGCGUGUGUGUGUGUGUUUGCUGUGGUGCUGACAUCUCUAGACUCGGUAUAAGGCACACAGAGGCACUGUAUGUCCCCACAGGGUAAAAGCACAUCAGCUCCCCUCUACCCUUCCCCUCUGUCAUCCCCGCACCCCCUUCAAUUUCUCUUCACCUCCCCAACACAGCCUGAGGCGUCUCUGUUGUGAAUUCAGCCAACUGCAUCAACAUCAGAGGAGAAUAAUCGCUGGCUGUGUGACUGCGCCGCACUCUUGUUAUUUAUUUCUUUGUUUUGUCUUGUUUUGGGUUGUUUUUUUUCCACCCUCUAGUUUGUUUCUUCUCUUGUCGCUCUCUUCUGGUUCCUCUUUCACCUCCGGCCACAUACUGCGACACUGACUGCCAAAGACAGAUGACCCAAGCUUGGCAUGUGUCUGUGUGUGUUUAUAUAUGUGGGUGUGUGCGUGUGUGUACCAGGAGUGGUGUGGUCUGGUUCUAACCCGGUGCUAUUAAUACACCCUAAUGAACAUAAUCUGGAGGGCAGGUUAUCCUCUUAUGUUUGUUGGCUGGGCGUCUAAUGGGAGGAGCAGCGAGUUAGUGAAAGAGGAGGGAAAUGCUGUGCUGUAGUUUCACACUGAGUGCGCCUCCUCUACCAAGCUGCAGUGCCUUCUCUCUCGCUCUGUUGAGAGAAUGGAAGAAAUAGAAAGCUAAGCAAAUGUUUAAAGUUUCGUUUCUCAUCCAAGCCGAUUCCCAUGUAUAUUAACCACCUUCUGUCGCCACCUCUCUGGAUGUGAUGCUCCAGAGAGGAGCGCUGUUAAGUGUGUGUUUGAGUGCAUAUGAAUAUGUACACUGAGUAUACCGGCUGACAAUAGUAUAGGUUUAAAACACAACUUUUGGAGUACAAACACUGGAAGCUUCCCAGUUAUGAACACUCUACCAGCUUACUCAGGAGCUAGAAUAUCUGGCUGUUGGACGCUAAGAUCUGAUGGCAGGUAAGUGCAUUUUAUUUCCUUUAAUGUACUCCUUAGGUGACCUGGGCAACUUUAUUCCUGUCUGUAGUUUAAAUGUCCUUAAAAUGUGUACAGCUAAUGCUUUUAAAAGUCUGGAUAAACAGGAAAGACAACUCCAAGUCGAAGCUCACUUGUUUAUACCUUCUAGGUUUUUGUCUACAUACUUUAGGAAAUGUGGCACCUUUUAAGUGCAAACGUGAUGUGAGGAACCGUAAAGUUUUUUUUAAACUGAGAAUUUUACACUGACAUUACAGUAGUGUUACGUACUUGUACAUACUCGUUUUUUAUGAAAUCUUGUUGGACAAAUGAACAAGCUGAUGUGAAACAGUAGUCACUUUAUGCAGCUAGGUUGUGUUAAUUUACUCUUUGUGUGAGCCAUUGUGGAGAAAGUAAAGAAAAACAUGUCGCUUUACUGACAUUAGAUGUGACGUUGCGUCUUGAUUUGCUGCUAAUAUUAUCCUUCAAUCUGCUGCCCAUAAGGCUUAGAUGUCUGCUUCAUAAGGGCCUUCUCAGGUACCCCACACUAUAACUUCUUAUCACAAAGGUGCAUUCAUGUAAUGUUUUGAAGCACUGGGUACUGUAAGUGUAACCACAGAACAAGGACAUGAUUCAGCACAGUCAGCUAAGCUAAUCUUUUAUUGCACACUAGUUGGGUUUUAACUGAUAACCAUACUUCAGUGAGCUAUGUCCCGCGCACGCUCUCAGCAGUCUCCCACUCUGCUCCCUGGCUCCCUCUAACCAGGUGACCCUGGUGAGAUAAGAUAAAUCUUUGUUCUCUCUUGUUUGCUCCUCUUCUGAGCUCCUGGCAGUCCACCUGGGCAGGUAUAUGACCUAUAUAAAUGUGUGGAGCCUGACAGUUGACUGGAAAACAGAGGAAGAUCUAAGACUUGUUUAUUACAAACGCCGCUAUAGUUAUGGCCGCUGGCUUUUUACAGUCUUCACUGGGUGAAGUGUGGAUGGCUCGGAUAAUGCAGUAAGUGUUCCAACUGUUGCUCAGUUAGGCAUACCGCACACAGAUGUUACGUUGUAUUUGUUAAACAAUGAACGCAGCAGUUGUUUUCAUGAUGAUUGUGGGCGGCAAUCGUUGAGCGACUUUAGAUUGCUUCGCUAAUCGAGUGGCAUUUUCCUAAAAAAGCAAUAUUUUGUUUAUCAAACGUCAGCGGCACAGCAGAUUCUUGAGACGCUGACAAAAUAGAGUUAUGUAAGAGAAGUGAGGCUGUUGUUUUAGAGGAAGUAAUAGAGAGGUUGCUCACCAAUCUGCUCGACCAGUUCUUUGUACCAAGUUUUUUCUCUGCUCUGAAUUCCAGUUACUCACAACUGCCGAAUGAUUUGUAAAGGCACAACAUUAAACUUAGUCAUUAUAGGUUAAGUAACUUACAAUAGUGAAAGAGUAGCCCAUAUGUGCAGCUCUUUGCAGUUUAGACACAAAACUCUUGCAAUGGGUAUUACAUAAAUUUCUUUCUUAAUUUCUUCUAUCUUAUAGAACAGAUGAGAGACCAUCAGGUGUAGUUUGAAUAAGUCAAUGCAAAUUCGCUCCAUGCCUCGCUCGCCUUGUACCUGUUUUGAAUUGGCUUGUUGUCAUUUGUUUAUGAGGGCCUUUUUAUCUUGCUGGUUGUGAUGGCACAUUCUUCCAGCAAUCUUUUCGCUCGUAAAACUGAUCACAGGACUAUUCGAUUAGUUGAAUCAACAUUUCUCCACUUCUAACAUGUUCUGUAGGUGUUUUUAGGUACUGUAACCACCUGCUUUUCUAGCAUGCUGUCUUUCCAGUGGCGGAUACCUGAUCCUUUCAAUUGGUAAAAUACAAUGGACUAUGAAAACACAAUCCAUCACUUUGACUCUAUAAUUCUCUUAUGGUUAUGGGGAGCUUUAGAUGUAAUAUAUUAUACCAUCUGUACAUUAGUACCUGCAGCAGUUACACUGGACAAGACUGGACAAAGUUGACAGGUUGAAAAAUUAACCAGUGACAGGAGGGAAAAUGCUACACUGCUGUUUUGUUGGUAACUAACUGGGCCGCCUUUCUUUAGUCAAUCUGUUCAUCCAUUGCAUGGUUACAUGCCACAAACAAUGUCUGUCUCUGUGUGUCUAAUGUGUCACCGGGCAUUAGAUACAAGGGGACAACAAGGCUAUACCAAAUAAGAGAUUGCCAUUUCAGUGGGACUGAUCCUGUAUAUUACAUUGGUAUGUUAUUGCCUUGAUUCUGUUGUUUUACCUCGUUACCUUUCCAUGAACGCUCACCGAUGUUAGAAGUUGAAAUCAUGACACAGCACAUUCGGGUUCAGUGUGUCUUACUAUAUACAGGUGGAGAAGAUGUGAUGAUGGAGAAUGUUGGCGUUAUACUGCUACGCAAAAGGUUUUAUGAAACCCAGAAAAAUGCAGUGACAAGAAGGAAAGUUGAUUCCUGUGUACCAGAGAGUAAUGCCAUGUUUCUCAUCUGCAGUGGAGGUGGCGAGGGGUCACUCGACCGUCUCCUCCCCUCGGUAAGCACAGGCCUCUCGCCCAGGAAAAGGACAACCAGCCAGUGUAAGUCAGAGCCUCCUCUGCUACGCACCUCCAAACGAACAAUCUACACUGCUGGUCGCCCACCCUGGUACAACGAGCAUGGAACACAGUCCAAAGAGGCAUUUGUCAUUGGCCUGUGUGGUGGCAGCGCUUCAGGAAAGACAACUGUAGCAAGGAAAAUCAUAGAAGCUUUAGAUGUACCCUGGGUUGUUCUACUCUCAAUGGACUCUUUUUACAAGGUCCUGUCCCCAGAGCAGCAGGCAAUGGCUGCCAGUAACGACUAUAACUUUGACCACCCAGAUGCCUUUGACUUUGAUUUGCUGACACACACCUUGCGCAAACUCAAACAGGGCAAGAGCGUGAAAAUCCCUGUGUAUGACUUUACAACUCACGGGAGACAAAAGGACUGGAAAACAGUUUAUGGAGCCAGUGUUAUCAUCUUUGAGGGAAUCAUGGCCUUUGCAGAUAAAGAACUGUUGCAGUUGCUGGACAUGAAGAUCUUUGUGGACACAGACUCUGACAUCCGCCUGGUGCGCCGAUUGAGGAGGGACAUUACAGAAAGGGGCCGAGAUAUCGAGGGGGUCAUCAAGCAGUAUAACAAGUUUGUUAAGCCAGCUUUUGAACAAUACAUUGAGCCUACCAUGCGACUGGCUGAUAUCGUGGUGCCACGUGGAGGUGGCAACAUGGUGGCAAUCGACUUGAUCGUACAGCAUGUUCACAGUCAGUUGGAGGAGAGGAAACUUCGCUGGGAUAUGGCAGCCCUGGCUUCUGCACACCAGGCCCAACCCCUCCCCCAGACCCUCAGCGUUCUGGAGAGCACACCUCAAGUCAGGGGCAUGCACACCAUCAUCAGAAACAAGGAGACCAGUCGCGAUGAGUUCAUCUUUUACUCUAAGAGGUUGAUGCGGCUGCUGAUUGAGCGAGCCCUCUCCUUCCUCCCCUCACAGGUCCACAUAGUGCAGACCCCCCAGGGAGAGGAUUACGAAGGCAAGACUUUCCACGGAAAGAGGAUCACAGGGGUGUCCAUCCUGAGAGCCGGGGAGACCAUGGAGCCGGCUCUGAGGGCCGUAUGCAAAGACGUCCGCAUCGGCAAGAUCCUCAUCCAGACCAACCAGGACACUGGAGAGCCAGAGCUCCAUUAUCUUCGUCUACCGAAAGACAUCAGUGAGGACCACGUGAUUCUAAUGGACUGCACUGUGUCCACUGGAGCUGCUGCCAUGAUGGCCGUGCGAGUCCUGCUGGAUCAUGAUGUUCAAGAGGACAAGAUCCUGCUGGUUUCUUUGCUCAUGGCUGAAAUGGGAGUCCAUUCUGUUGCUUACGCGUUCCCGCAGGUCAAAAUCAUCACCACGGCUGUCGACAAGAAAGUCAACGAUCUCUUUCACAUCAUACCUGGAAUAGGAAACUUUGGAGAUCGGUAUUUUGGAACAGACGCACCGCCUGACUGGAGUGAUGAAGACAUGGAUGAGCCCAGUUACUAAAUCAAUUGCUGUCAGUUGACUUACUUUUUGAGAGUCAGGGCUGUGCUCCUGGACGAUAUGAAGACAUACCAUUUGCCCCCGUAUGGCUGCUGUUGAAAAAAAAGAGACUAAAGAGAAGAAAAAUGUUGCUUAUUUGUAUCUGUUUGGUUUUUUUUAAAUAAUGUUAUUUAAAUUUGUGUUAAAUAUAUUUUUAUUUGUACAGAAUGUAAUAAGGUCAGAGCGUUUUAGCACUUAAAUUGUGACAAUCUCUAUCGACUUCUGCAGAAAUGUUCUGAAAAGAUUUUUCUAGCCUUAAACCAUGUACUGUGGACGACACAACUGAAUGUGAAAUUGCAUGUGACAUAAAAGGAAAAGAAAGAAAAAAAAGAAGUAAACUUUUUAAGGUUAUUUUUUACCACGCACCUUCCUCACAACUUUCACAAAAGUAAAAUCAGAACAUGAACUCAUGUUGCUCAACUUCCAUCGCCAUGAGCACUUUCUGAAGGACCAUUCAAUCGGAAAAUGUGUAGGUGUAUUUUUUUUUGUCUCUCUCUUUUUUUUUUUUAGCUCACUGGUUCACUCUUUUCCUUCUCUGUGGAUGCUGACCUAACCAGUUGAAAAGGAUGUUGAAAAGCAUUUUUCAUUAUACGGCUUUAAGUGCGUACUUGUGGUGCGUAUUUAUGCAGAAUGUCGCUCAUUUGCAUAUUUUUUUACUAUGGAUAGUCCUGACCAGUCAGCGAGCAACUCGUACGUCUUUUUGUUGCAGUAAAAAUGGGUCAUCUUCAUUUAUGUGAAGUGUUUAUUUUAGUCCCUCAGAUCCCAAUUUAUCCCUCCAUUAUUUCAUUUUUUUCAGCAGCCCAUCAGAUUGUUUGUUCAAAAACGGCUUUUGUGGACAUAUGAACUCCAAAUAUCCAAAGGUCACAAAGAGUCCUGAUAGUGCCUCAUCUUUAAACUGUCACGCUAAAAAUGAAUGAGAUCUGUCAAUGCCGUUGCCUGUUUAACAUUUCCUUACUGUUUGCUGAAAAUGAUGCUUUAGUUUGCCAAACACGAGGCGCUUCGCUUCAUCCUUGCGGGUAUACGAGUCCGGGUUAUUUGAGGAAAGUCUAUAAACUUCUGAUAUUAUAAACCGGGCCAUAAUUACCAUUACACAGUGUUCAGUUUAACAACAUUUUCUAUUUUUUCGCAGUCAUUUGCUUUUUUGAGGAAAGGAUUCAUAAAACAACAAAGGAAAAAACAAAAACAUUGCACUGAAACUGUAAAUCUGUUCUGUUCACCUUUAAAUAUUAAUUAUGUGUUAAUGUACAUUAAGUGUGCACGGGUAUGAACCGAUUGUGUUAUGUAGCCUCAUUGGGUUUUACUCAUCUGCAUGUUUUGAUUUUAAUUCUUUUUGGGACUUUGUUUGGUUUUGUUUUGCUUUUUUUUUUAAAUAUUGAAUAAAAGUGCAAUACAACUUUUAAACUGCUCACAGUUUAUUUAUGCGAAAUGUGAAUUUCAGAAUCUAGUAUUCUGCCAGCUCCCACGACUUAUCUGAAAAUAUUCUCCACUCUGGCUGAUUAAAAUACACCUGCAAAAACAUAAAGCAGGGUGAAUAUUUCUACCUUUAUCAACACAUUUCGAGAACGAGAGACACAUUACCUACACUCAAUGAACAGGAAGGAUAUUGUGGUUGUCCUCUUCUCAUGGAAAGUAACCUUGAUAUCUUCCAUCACUUUCCAUAAUUAUCACUCUGACAGCUGUCAAGAUGUCAGCCGCAGUAAAGUGUGAUUGACGUGCAUUUCAUGAGGCUGAUGGACAAUUACAAAUCAGCAGCCUCUUGGGCAGAUAUCAACACACAUGAAGCAUCGUGUUUUCUUUCUUUCUUUUUUUUAGAAGGCAGGAGGACAGUCAAAAGACAUGCAAGAGAUACAAAUAUCAAGAAGCUGAGCAGCAACAUUUGUAUACUUGUUUGGUUCUUCAAAAUAUCAGCCGAUUUUAAAGGUUUUCAGCAAAGGUUAAGUAGGCUCUGAAAUGAGCUAAUGUGCUAAACUGGCUUAAAUUUGAAACAAUCUGGUCCUUUCUGCUGCUUGAUCAUGAUGAUGACAAGUGUAUUUUAAAAAACCGGCAUAGAUGUGUUUUAUUCCACAUGACUAAAUGCUUGAAAACUUCAGAUUGGUCCUCUGAAUGAAGAUGUCAGUGGAAAGUUUACCACCAGCACUGACAAACAGGAAGGUAGUGUGUCUAUGUGUGCGUCUGUGCGUGUGUGAGUUGCAUCCCCAUUGGUAGUACAGAGCAUGAUGAGGUCACAGCUUGGUAGAGACAGCAGGGGUGGCCGUUAAAACUCAGCGACCUGUGUUUCUUUUUCAUCCUUAUGUCACCAGCUUCUAACUCCAGGUUGCUGUGCUCUCUUCCUGUGUGCCUUCUUUUGGUCUUGACUUUGAAUGAAGAUGAAGCUUGCCUCCCUGUCUUGCUUGACUGGGUCUGAGGAGUCUGCCAUGUGGGUAAGGACUGCACAGAGGAGACUAUGAAAGCUCUUCCACACAAUGAGACUUUCCAAAGUUGUUGUAAUUACGCUUGAGAAAUCGUGGAAAGGAACCGUGUUUUUUUCAUGGUUGUUAUUUGUUUGGUUAAAGUGUUAUCUGGCAGUGAGUGCGUCUGGGUUGUAAAUGUUGAAGAGAUGGUGUGAGUAGGCCAGCACAGAGCAGUAGCUUAAUGCGGAGAGUAGAGGAUGAAUAAUUCAGACGAUGAAGUAUUUCUGAAUCAUGUGAAGAGGGUUUAGAUUAGUCUGUUGAAGAGGGUAAAGUAUUGUCUUUCCCUUUCGCUCCCUCCUUCUCCUUUCACUCUCUCGCUCUGUGUGUGUGUGUGUGUCUUCCCCUCCACUCUCCAUCUGCAUAGUUUAUCAUGAGAGUAAAAAUUCUAAGAGACUGGACUGUCCUCAUAAAGUCAGGCCAGGGUGAUUUAGUUGUUUUUAGUAUGAGUUUUAGUUUGUGCAUUAAGCUCCGUUGCCUGAGUGUUUAAUUGCUCUCUGAGUGGUUUUAGUGCAAGUUAGCUAACAACAGGGGCCAGAUGUGGUGUUAAUCUAUGGCUGGAGUUUCUGACUGAGAAAAAUGGCACAAAUGUGAGGCAGAUAUGUUGUUUGAAUGCUUUUCACUGUGGCAGUGUUUGCCAUCAGGUUAAAAACUUGUAUUCUACCGAAAUGAGCUAUGAUGAAUCGCUGUAUGCGUCGCUGCUUUAAACACAAUAACAUAUAUAGAUCACAAGAAAAGGAAUUAAAUUGUGUAACCACAAUAAACUUAAUGUGACGUUGUUUCCAUUAAUAGCUUUUCAAGCGUUUUUUAAAUUUCUCAGUUUUAGUCUCGCUGGGUGGUUGCCUGUGGCGCCAAAAUUACACCCUUUAACUAUACAGGUGGCUAACAAAUGAUUUACUUUUUAGAUUUUCAAUUAGAUCUUUGUUUGGUUUUGCUUUUGGAGUUGCUUUUUGAUUUUAUUUCAUAUGUAUUUAAUAAUCCUGCAGGAAAUAAGAACAACACCACAAAAUGGAAUCCAAUCAAUAAACCUGCUGUACUGACAUUCUUAUGUUUAGCUUUAGAAAAAAAAUCUACCUUUGGGUGAUAUUUAGUUCAGAGCAAUUAGAAAUGUUGGUGGUCAAAAUAUUAUUGCUGCAAAAUAUGAUUUCAGCUCUCCACCACGAGGUCAUACAGUAGAUAUUUGUGGCUCUGAAUUAUGGAAAAACAGCUCACUAGAAUAUCCAUCAACAGGUGUAUAUUUCCAGAUGUGUAAUCACAUGUGGAGUGUUAUCAUAGACACAUUCUCAUCUUUUCUUUGUCAAGUAAUUUUAUUUUUGUACACAUUUGCCUUCAGCGUGGACUCUGCGUGCGGCGGCUCGCAGAGCGGCCUGAACAACACAUCCGGUCCCGCUUUAAAUCUUGAGUAGUCCUUUCAAGGACUGUCCAACCUGAGAAUGGUGAUUAUAGGCUCAAUCUCAGGUUCGUCAGCCCAUGAAAUGCUAACUCGCCUCAGCAAAGUAUGAGAAGGAACACCAAAAAGAGCCCAAACCUUCCUGGACCGUGCUGGAAUUUGGUUCCCGCACCAAGAUUUUGAAUUACCUGCUGAGGACGCUGACAAUCACAAGCUUUAUGUCUCUUUAUUGCAUGGCUAAAAACUGAAAAACACAAAGAUCCUUCGUGUUUUCUUAACUCAACGGGAAUAUUGCAAUCUAACAGCAAAGAAACCCCUUACUAAGUUCAUUAUGAGCUAUAUUAAAGAUGGUUUGACAGGUCACUUUUCCUCAAACAGAAAUAUAUUGUCAUAAUAUUAAUGUUGAGUUACAGAAUACAACAGCUUCUUUCAGUAAUUAUUAACCAGUAGAGGGAGCAAUGCACACAGUAACCAAAAACCAGAGGCUGUUGCUUCUUGUGGAAAUUGUAUUAAGAAUGUUUAUUUUAAUCAAAUCUAAAUGUUCCUAUUCAGUAAUUCUGUUUUAAUGUCUUCAUGAAGUAGUCGUUGCUCUUUAAAUGUUGAGGACAAACACUUUUUUCAAAUAUGGUCAAAUAGCAUUAGACCCAAAGUAAAAUAUACUCUCAGUAUGUUUUAUUAUUAAUAAUGUAAGCGCAUGUGCUUUCUCUUCUAAAAUACUGAAGAAAAAUCCACCUCUGAUGAUCCAGAAUGAUCUAGAAUCUUGUUUGCUCCGAUAAAGCAAAAAAUCUUCCUCUUGUUCGACAACUUGACAUCUCUGUUAACGUUCAAGUUGUCUCCGAUUUUUUUAAAGAGAAUGCAUGGCUGAGAAAUGUAAAAGAUGCUUUAAAAAACUUGAGAAUUAUAUUCAAAGUGUAAGUGAUGCCUGCAUAUUGUAAAUGGGUUGCACAAGCUCAUAAAAACAAAAUUGGGCCGCACUUACCUUUUUUGCAUUAUUAAUAUUUUUUGUCAUCAAUUCUGUAGAAAAACAUUAAAAACACUUUGAAUCUGUAACUAAAGUAGAAUUAUAUUUAUUACUGUUUUACAAAAAAUAUCUAACUGUUCCCUUUUCUUUGAUUUUGAUUUAUAUAAUCGAUACAGUGAGUAAAGUGGCUAAUAUCCCUGAAGACAAAUCAGUGCACCAACUCAGUAGUUUAUUUGCCUGUUUGGCACACAAAUGUAGUUCAGCACGUUCUGAAUCAUCUUGCUUAAAGCAGAAUCUUAACCGAAACGGUAAUCGAUCAACAAUAUAAAAAAAAUAUUGUAAUAUUUUAAACUAAACACGCCCAAAUAAAAUGAAUUAAUUGUAACUGGACUUGGAAACUGUCAGUGAAAUAUGUAAGUCUUUAAAAAGGAUUUAUUUCUCUUAAAUUAGUUAAGAUAUUUACUCACUGUAUCAUUUCCAGCGUGUUUACUACAGAUGCAGUACCCCAAUUUAAUAAUCUGUAAUUCAAUAAACCCCCCAAUUUUUUAGAUCGUUCUCCACUCAGCUUGUAAGAUUGCUCCCUUGAGAUGUCUCAUUUGUUUUUUUGCACAUUUCUAAAACUUUGAAUAAAAUAAGAUUUCUUAAAAAUAUUUUAAUGGGAAAUUGCACUGAGGAUAUUUUAGACCCAGGACACACAUCUUUUAAAAAUGACCACAUUAAAUGUAUUUCUUGUGAGUUAUGUACAGUACCAUGUACUCGCCUUCAUAGUUUUAUAAUCUUCUGAUUUACUGAAAUGAAUAAGUAAUUUGAUCUAAAACCUAUAGGGAAAAAAACCUAUAAUUGAAAUCAGAAUACAUGUGAUCAAAUCUUUUUAAACUAACAGUAUUUUCUAGCUCUAUUUUAACUAUCCCAGCAACUGCAAUUGCAUAUAUAAUAUAUAUAUAUAAUAUAUAUAUA